Erpetoichthys calabaricus (reedfish) is the source of this 2423-nucleotide messenger RNA. RefSeq names its product transmembrane protein 229A (gene tmem229a). Bases 488 to 1525 code for a protein of 345 amino acids. The transcript has a single exon. The record is from RefSeq and is a predicted model, not a curated record. NCBI's taxonomy places the organism in Eukaryota, Metazoa, Chordata, Cladistia, Polypteriformes, Polypteridae.
UUGACGGCACUAUAUAAAAUGUGCCAACAUUGGUAUAGACUCAUUCCAUUUUUACCUAUUUUGGUUCACUUUAUUACAGUAAUAUUGACCCGCCCCCCAUUCCUGCCUAGAUAGAUGAAUCAUGUUUUUUUUUUUUUUUUUAGAUUACAGAAUCCGUCUUUUAACUUUCACCCCUGUUUUCCACUUGGUACAAUCUACUAGAUGAACACGGCCGAGUGUGUGUUGGGGAUCCCCGCCCUCUCAGUGCCAAGUCGAAUUGUGAGGGGCGCCUUAGAGCCGGUGAGCGUCACUCGGGAGACGUCUCACUUCGCUAGACGACACGUCUGCCUCUGGCCUCAGUUCCACUCGUGCAGAUUAGCGGCGCUGCCAGGGGCCGGAGUUCAUGGGUAGACACAACUAAUCCAAGCACAAGCAAAUGCUCGAUUUGGAGCAAACCUACUCAAUCGGCAAUCUAAUUUGCUGGUAGGAAUUAAAGUGAAAGCUCCAAAUGAGACUGAUCAUGGGCAGCAGACGGCGUGACAGCCAGCGGCUCUGCUCAAUUGAGCGCACCAGUAAGCAGCUGUCAAAGGGACUUGGGCCGAAGGAGCUGUCCAGUACUGAAAACGCAGGUAAAUCAAUGCAAUCGCUACCAGCAUGGAUGCGCCUCUACUUCUACGGAAUGCACGGGAUUACACUGGACAUUGUCAUUUCUUCCAUGCAGAGGUUUUUGAGCACCACCGACUUCAAAAUGCUGGGGUUUUCCUCGCCUUAUCUUUGUCUUGUCCACUGCGUGACUCACUUCGCGCUGGAGAAGAUCUAUUUACAGAAGAAAAUUUUCCACGGUCGUCCCGUAGUUUUUCAUUUUAUUUUUUACCCGUCGGUGUACGUCGGCAUGCAGAUCUUGGUGGGGAAAGCCACCGGCUUCACAAAUGACGUUAAGAGCGCGUCCGCGGCUCACCUCGCUGUCCAGUACCUCAUGGCGCUCUACUAUUCAGAAGUGUUUCUCAAGAGGUUCCUGCGACUGCAGUAUCACGGCGCGGCCAAGGAAAGUCCGGCCGCGCUGCUCCAAAGGGCUUCCCAAGGACUGCCGGACAUCGUGCGCUUCGCCUUCUUCGGCAUGCACGGCUUUAUGGACGAAGUCUUUUUCACUUCUUUUUUUAAUCUGGUGGAGAAAGCGGACAGAUCUCUGAUCGGCCACUCGUCCCUGUGGUCAUUUUUAAUGUACGGGAGCUGCAGUUUCGUGGUGGAAAAGCUCUACCUGUACCUUCAUUACAGGCGAGGUUGGGGAGCCUGGAAAAGGCUGCCUAUUUAUAUCAUUUUUGUUUACGCCUGGGAAUUUUCCUGGGGAUUAGGACUCCGGCAGUACAACGCUUGCUCCUGGGAUUACUCGCACUAUCCUUUGAAUUUUAAAGGGCUCAUCACACUAAUGUAUCUCCCCGGCUGGAUUUGUCUCAGUUUGUACCAGGAUAUGCUUUCUAAUGUCCUGCUUCGCGUCGAAUGGUCCAAAGGCAAAAGCUCGGUGGGCACCGCUAAUGGCCGGUGGUGAAGGGGGAGAAGACGAAGGCCUGAUGAAGACCGUGACAAACAUGGGGAACACUUGCCGCUGCUUUAAAAAGGGUGUUUACCGUAAGAGCCAAAUAGUCAUUGUUUGUAUUAGCAGCCAUCGUCUGUAUUUCCGUAUUAUCGCUUCCUUAACUCCGAUCCCAUUUUAAACCGAGCACAUGAUCCGGCCAGCAGCAGAAAUCGCCUUUCCUAACAGAUUUAAUGACCACUCUCCUCCUUUUAUGUACACAAUUAAUGUGUGUGCUUUUUUCUUGUGAUCUGGAACAUUAAUAUUUUUUUAACGGAAGAAACCAUUUUCUAAUGUUAUUUUUUGCAAGCAGUCUGGGCAAAUUACAUUCUUACUCGGAGUUAGAAACAAGUGUUAGAACUUGAAGUUACCUAUGAAUAUACAAUUGAUGGCAAACUAUUACAAUAAUAGACAAUUUUACCUAUGAAAUGUGAAAAUUAGUUCUUAUUUGAUGCCAAAGUAUAUGUAUUAACAAUGCAUCCCAACAAACCACAUUCAAAACUGAACUAAUUGCAUUUAAUCUGGGGGCAUCAUGGUGGCACAGUGAUUAGUGAUGCUGCAUCAUAAAUCCAUACUCCUGGGUUUAGAACCCUGUGUGGAGCUGGCAUGUUCUCCCCAUGUUUGUGUAGGUUUAUGUGCAGGUUUUUCAUCCACAGCCGCCCACCAAAAAAAAAAAAAAAUUUAAGUUAACUGGAAAAAAUAAACUGGACCAGUGUUAGUGAGUGUCGGUGAGCUUGAGGGUAAAUGCCUUUGUAUGCCCAAGGCUGUUAGGACAGCAGUAGCUCUAAAAAUUAGUAUGUAUAGUUCACUUGUACAACAUAUAUAAUUUUAAACCACCCCCUUUGGGACUGAUUCAGUGCUUCCAGAAAGAAAA